AUGCUUAUGACACAGUCUCCAGUACCCGCACUGGUCACUGCACAGAACAACAAGACGUACAACUCGCGCAACCGGUCGCGCUCCAAUACCUACGAUACCAUCCCCGACUCGGCCAUUGAACUAUCCCACUCUGCGACGUCGUUAGAGUGCUCUAGCGGCGAUCACGACUUCAACGGCUACGGCUACGCCAUGAAUGGUCUGAUAGGCACCCAGCCUCCUGGCACCAUAUACGUGCGCGCCUUGUAUGACUACGAGGCCGACGAUCGGACAAGUCUCAGCUUCCACGAGGGCGAUAUCAUCCAGGUCAUAACGCAGUUGGAGAGCGGAUGGUGGGAUGGCGUAAUAAACGGUGUGCGCGGCUGGUUUCCCAGUAACUACUGUCAGAUCAUCACGAGCCCGGACGAGCUCCCCGAGUCGGAACCGGGCCAGAACGGCGAUGCAGACCACGUAGAUGAUGAGCCGGGAGACCAAAUAAUCUACGAGGAAGAAUUCGAGGAUGACGACGAUAUCGAGUCGGAUCAGGAUGACUUCAACGUCCUCCCCCUCGAGGGGACGAGCGCCGUCAGGAAAUCUGGCGCUGAUUUUUGGAUCCCACAAGCCACGCCUGACGGUAGACUGUUCUACUACAACACCAUGACGGGAGAGAGCGCAGUCGAACUCCCAAUGGAAUCGCCAACCUCCCUCAACGAGAGCGGACCCCGUGACAGGAUGAACGUGAAGAUACCGGAGAAGACGCGACCACCACCGGAGAUGAUGGCACGGGGCUUGACGAACGACGAGGAUGACGACUCAGAAGCCACCUCGGCGUCUGAGCUCGAUGGUGAAUCACUGAUGAUGGGGUCGAUAAGCUCAUUGCCCCCACGACAACGCCGCGCCUACAAUGACAGCGUAGGCAUCUCUCCCUCGCCCUCCAUGGACUCCAUCAACGGCAUGUCUCCUGCCACAAGAUCACGAGCCAACACAAACAACCUCACCACGCCCCUUCCGAUGUCCGCAGGCCUUGGUCAAACGCCCAUGCUGGCAUCCGCCACAUCCUUUACUGGAGCUGGCUUUACCCUCCCGCAGGCUGCGACUAUCCCUCACUCUUUCUUUGACGAUGGCACGACCCAGCCCUUGACGUGGAGCCUCCUAGUGGCGAACAUGAGGGACGCCAUCGACAGAUAUCGAGAAGCGAUAAUGACAAGUAGUCGAUCAGAGUACGUGAGCCGUGCUGAAGAUAUCUCCGAUCACCUACGACUGCUUCUCGCGGCUGGUUCAGGUACAACCGAUAACCACUCUGGCCAGCCAUCCAUAAUAUCGACCAACAAAGCUCUCUACCCGCACUUCCGCGACAUGAUGUCCAAGUUCUCCAAGCUCGUUAUCUCCUCGCAUAUUGCAGCUGCCGACUGGCCAAAUGCCGAAUCCGUGCAGAAGUGCAUACAGGAAGCCGACGGGGUCCUCUUGGGCGUCUUCAGCUUCGUAGAUGUCGCGAGGCAGCAGAGAGGAGAGGACAUCCCGCGGCUUUUCCCGGGGUUUGUCAUUGGCAGCACAGCGGGAGGGAGUUGGCAAAAUAACGGGCUCGCCCAACGCGACCCUAUCAUAUCAAAUUUCCUGGAGGACGAGGAAAACUUCUAUGAGCCGACUGCGGUUCUGGAUGGCAAGCUGCUUGAGAGGCUGGACGAAUACAAGAGGAUGCUGGUCUCUAGCAUCAGGGAACUGGAGAAAAACCUUGGGGUUUCCGAGAAGAUCAUCACCCCUUACAAACACGAACUCGUUGGGAACAAUGUGUGCACCGCCGGCGGUAAAGUUCUAGAGAUGUUCAAGCCAUGGAUCGCCAUGAUCGAGUCAAUCGACCUCACGUCGCUAGGGAACAGCUUCCAGACCCCGCAACUUGCGGAUUACGCCACCAAUAAGCAAAGCCUGUACGAUAACAUAUCCGACCUCCUUCUGGGAUGCCAAGCUGUUGCUGGUCCCCUAGGGGAUGAGUGGUCCGAGGUCCGUGGGGAGUCGCUAGAAAAUCGACUGGAGUACGUAAGACAGUGCGCACGAGCUUUGGAGACGAACUCCUCGCACAUUGGGUUCUCUCUACAGCUGUUGUCUGAACAGGUGCAGAUCAACCUCCAACAACAACAGCAGCAACAACAACGACAGGAAUUCCGUGUUCGCGACGACGGCUUUUCACGAGACCCGGGCACGAGAGGCACGUCCAUGCCGUACAAUGCCCUACACAAUCGCUCGGAAUCCCGUACCCUGAACGUCAGGCCGCCGCUCAUGGUCUCACAGUCCUUCACGGAAGGUGAAAGUGCACCUAAUAACUACAGGAAGGGCGACUUGUCGAAAGUUAGGAAGAUUUUGGGAGACGACCCUACUCCUCAAGGUGUCCUUCAACAACCUGAAGAGACGCCGCCAUUCUUGCGGCUCGACCUAGAGCAAGAUCUAUCUUGGGAUCUCAAGACGUCACCGCCAGCUGUCAAGGGCGGGUCUUUGUUGGCUUUGGUCGAACAACUCACGAGACAUGACAAGCUAGAUUCUAGCUUCAACAACACCUUCCUUCUAACCUACCGAUCCUUCACUUCGGCGCGGGAGCUCUUCGAGCUGCUCGUGAAACGUUUCAACAUCCAACCACCUGAGGGUCUGAACAACUCUGACUACGAUGUCUGGAGAGAUCGCAAGCAAAAGCCAAUCAGGUUCCGGGUGGUCAACAUUCUCAAGAAUUGGUUCGACAACUUCUGGAUGGAAGAGCCCAGCGAAGAGUCCAAGGAACUGAUACGUGAUGUCUACGCUUUUGCGAGAGACACUAUCAAAUCGACAGAAACUCCAGGAUCGGGUCCCCUCAUGACAGUUUUGGACCAACGGCUCAGCGGCAAGGAGAUGUCGAAGCGCCUAAUUCAGACGUUGGCCAACAAUGUUCCGCCACCAAUCAUGCCGAAGAACAUGAAGAAACUCAAGUUCCUGGAUAUCGACGUUACUGAGUUUGCGCGUCAACUAACAGUCAUCGAAUCCAAGCUCUACGGAAAAAUCAAGCCGACAGAAUGUCUCAACAAGACAUGGCAGAAGAAGGUGGGGGAGAACGAGCCAGAGCCGGCGCCAAACGUCAAGGCCCUCAUUCUACAUUCGAACCAAAUGACCAACUGGGUUGCCGAGAUGAUCUUGGCUCAGAUGGAUGUGAAGAAGAGAGUGGUCGUCAUCAAGCAUUUCGUGUCUGUUGCAGAUAAAUGCCGGAAUCUUAACAACUUCUCUACUCUGACGUCCAUCAUUUCUGCCCUUGGCACUGCGCCCAUCGCCCGUUUGAAGCGGACGUGGGAUCAAGUUCCAGCCCGCACUCAAGCUGUCCUGGAGACAAUGCGGCGGCUGAUGGCGAGUACAAAGAAUUUCGGCGAGUACAGAGAAGCUCUCCACGCUGCGAAUCCUCCAUGCAUUCCAUUCUUCGGUGUCUAUCUUACGGAUUUAACCUUCAUAGAGGACGGUAUUCCUUCGAUCAUCAAGAAGACUAAUAUGAUCAAUUUCGCCAAGCGUGCGAAGACGGCUGAGGUCAUCCGCGACAUCCAGCAAUAUCAGAAUGCACCGUAUUCGCUGCAGUCGGUCUCGGAAUUGCAAGAUUACAUCCUCAGUAACAUGCAAGCCGCGGGUGAUGUACACGAGAUGUACGACAAGAGCUUGGUAGUGGAGCCUCGCGAGCGUGAAGACGAGAAGAUCGUGAGUUACACGCAGUCGGCUACCGCUGAUAUCAAACGUGACGCUUGGGAGGCCAGUGGCUACUUUGAACUACACGACCACUAG
Anthostomella pinea is the source of this 3759-nucleotide messenger RNA. NCBI's taxonomy places the organism in Eukaryota, Fungi, Ascomycota, Sordariomycetes, Xylariales, Xylariaceae. The record is from the annotation of a GenBank genome assembly.